AAAUCCGCAUCGCAGCGCACGGAGCUGACAAGUGCGCCUCCCCCUCCAAACGUUGUUUGACAUACCCAUCGUUGUAUGCUUCGCCUUCUGAAUGUUUUUUUUUAAAGGCAAGCCCAAAGCCUCCGACUAUACAUUUUGCUCUCUAACCGUGCUGGUGAGAUAACCAACAGAGGGAGUGAUACCGGGAAUCGGGCGUUUCGUCUCAUUUGGAGACGAUCAACUCGUGCGUAAAACAACGGCACCGGGACCUCGCUGAAGGAGGAGAACCGUGGAGUCUGGAUAUUUUGUUUCCUUUUUUUGAUUUUUAUGAUUUUUAGCAACAGGACAGGGAAAGCCGCAGUAACAGGUUUAGCGGUUUGCGGAUGGACUGACAUUUGGGGACUUUAGCGCGCAACGCACCUGUGCAUGCAACGCCACCCCCACCGCGUCUCCCCUGAACGUUCAGACUUCAGUCUUUUUUUCUUCUUUUUUGUUUUGGUUUUGCAAAGAAGGGAUUCAGCACAAGAUAAGAGUUUAGCCUGCUGUUCAAACAAGAAGCGCGCCAUGCUGCUCGGCGUCUCCCUCCUGGUGGUCCCCCUGCUCAGCAUCACCGGCUGCGGCUCGUCCUACGUGCCGUGCCAGCCGUGCGACCAGAAAGCCCAGUCCAUGUGUCCGCCGGUGCCGGUCGGCUGUCAGCUGGUGAAGGAGCCCGGCUGCGGCUGCUGCCUGACGUGCGCGCUGGAAGAGGGCCAGCCGUGCGGCGUGUACACCGGGCCGUGCACGCGCGGGCUUCGUUGCCUGCCCAAGAACGGCGAGGAGAAGCCGCUGCACGCGCUCCUGCACGGCCGUGGCGUGUGCAGGAACGAGAAGUUGUACAAACUGCUGCGUACGUCCAAAGACGGAGAGUCCCACCAUGAUGGCGUGCUACCCGUCCCCGAGUCCGCGCCGGCCCAAACCAAGGCGCCGUUGUAUGGGAAGAACCAGCUGCGGAAGGCCCAAGCCAUGAAGCAGGCCAAAGAGCGCACAAUGCAGCUGUCCCGGCUGGGACCCUCCAGCACCCUGAACUUCUCCCCGCUCAGCCCGGAUAAACUGGAGCUUGAGUUCGGCCCGUGUGGGAGAAGACUGGAUAAUCUCAUGCACAGCAUGAGGGACACCUCCAGGGUCUUGGCUCUCUCUCUGUACAUCCCCAACUGUGACAAGAAGGGCUUCUUCAAGCGCAAACAGUGUAAGCCGUCCCGCGGUCGGAGGAGGGGGAUCUGCUGGUGCGUGGACAGGUUCGGCACGAAGAUCCCCGGCAUCAACGACGCUGGCGUAGACCUGCAGUGCAAAGAGGUCGAGAGCAGCAGCAGCAGCAGCAGCAACCAGUGAGAGGGGACGCCUGCCAAUCAAGCCAGCACACUUCAUGACUGCCAAUCAGGAAACUAUAGCACAGGUUCUUCUAUACAUGGUCGGGUGUGACGGACUGUGUCUCUUUUUGUUGUCGUUUCUUUAAAAGCGGAGCUGAACUAAAAGGCUCUCACACGUUGGUCUGAUGGGGCUCCCUGGGCUCACCUCUCUAUAUCCAUAGAUCAGAGGAUUAUAUAUAUAUAUAAAUAUAUAUAUGUAUGAUAAUAUGUUGUUCAUUGAUUGGUUGCUCGAGACAUAUUUUCUAUGAGGCUAAACAAAUCAACACUUUCUCUUAAGUUUAAUUCAUUGUUAAUCAUGUGAAUUUCAUACGGAUGUGAGUGGCAUCUUUUCACACAACAAACAAUAGUUUUCAACAAUCCUGCCUCCGACCAAAUGUCAUGGCACAUUUCACACUUCACACUUUCACGUCACGCCAUCAGCACGAUAACUAGAUACUUGUGUGUUCAGCACAGAGCCAGAAAAGCAUUUAGUCUGUUUUCACUAGUGGAGCCAAAUCUACCAAAGUCUGCAGACCUGCAGAUAACAGAAGUCUACACACGUUAAAGGAACUUUUAUUCAUAACAAGUGAGAUGAUGGCACUCUCCGUCACGCUUCUGCUUAAAACUCAAGAAGAGAAUCAUAAAAAUUCCAUUUACAGUUUUGGAGAAUGAGCGUCAGAAUGUGUAUGAAUUAUUCAAUGGUUGUUCUCAAAUCGCAACGUGACAACACCAUCAGGCCUCAUAACCAGCACACUUUAUUAUGCUGUCAAAGGUUACAUAUUUGACUCCUUUUUCAAGUCCAGACAAAUGCGUCCUCCGUUUGUAAAUGUAUGUACAGUGUGUGUGUGUGUGUAUGUGUGCAUACUGUGUAUUGUAUGUGGCCUAACAGUUCUCAACUACAACAAGCUCUAUUAUAAAUUCCCCAGAAGGCCGGCCGACUCCAGCUGCUGCUGCACAAAUUUGGCGCGUCUCCUUUCUUUGGCACACAAAUCGCAUGCAAAGGGCCCUGCGCUGUUUGUGUUUCCACCCGAAGGGGCCUUGCUGCCGCCGCGCAGGCAAAUCCGUCGGCCGGCGGGCGCCUUGCUCUCAGGUUUUAUCGUGUCCCGUGUCCCGCGGAGAGCGAGGUCGCUGAGUUUCUAUGUAAAUCAAAGUGCCUUCUGCUGCACGCCAGUUUGAAUGUCCAUUUGCAUGUGGGCCCAUCGGCCUCUUGGGUGAUUGUUGUUUUUCGAUUGUUGUUGCCGACAAAGGUCGCUCGGUCUAUCGGCAUGGUGGGUGACAUUUUUCGUUCUGUGAAUCCAAUUAUGCCCCCAAAUUCGUUGUUAUCGUAACGUUCCUAUCGGGAGCCGCCAGCUCCUCCCACUGAGACGCCUCGCCCUUCAUUCCAGCACACAUGUGAACACGACACGGUGACACUUUGAGCAUUCUCCUUUUAAGAAAAGAGAUUAAUGUGAACACUAUGGUGAAAUAUUUAUCAGGCGUGUAAUUGAUGUACUCGUUUUCCUUUUUGUUAUGAAAAAUCACUAUUUAAAUAAAAUUCAUGUACUCACAAAAAAAGGCA
Molecule: messenger RNA, 2922 nt
Organism: Gasterosteus aculeatus aculeatus (three-spined stickleback)
Lineage: Eukaryota; Metazoa; Chordata; Actinopteri; Perciformes; Gasterosteidae
Gene: igfbp5a
Product: insulin-like growth factor binding protein 5a
Biological process (GO): regulation of insulin-like growth factor receptor signaling pathway
Cellular component (GO): extracellular region
Molecular function (GO): fibronectin binding; insulin-like growth factor II binding; insulin-like growth factor I binding
Source: RefSeq, a predicted model, not a curated record